Messenger RNA from Exaiptasia diaphana, 1285 nucleotides. RefSeq names its product UBX domain-containing protein 1. The coding region runs from base 66 to 1097 and encodes 343 amino acids. Gene Ontology annotation, molecular function: protein binding. Lineage: Eukaryota; Metazoa; Cnidaria; Anthozoa; Actiniaria; Aiptasiidae. The transcript is spliced from 12 exons. The record is from RefSeq and is a predicted model, not a curated record.
UUUWAAAUAUUUGGGGAGSAKUGCUUYUUSUUGUUGCUUAUUUGUAGAGACAGAAAGCCUUGAAGAUGUCAACUGAAAUAGAAACUUUAAUGGAGAUGGGGUUUCCACGCAACCGAGCGGAAAAAGCUUUGGCUAUWACUGGCAAUCAAGGUGUACAUCUUGCAAUGGAUUGGUUGUUUGCUCAUUCUGAAGAUCCAGAUAUUGAUGAACCUUACAACCCYAGUGCAGGUCACACGCUAGGCUCAACAGAGACUCCACCUGGAACGUCAGAGAGUUCUCCUCCCAAUGCUGAAGCAAUGGAAGCAGAACAGCCCUCCACUGAAGCUCAGACUCAACAAGAUGGAGUUGAAGGUUCCUCUGAACCAGCAUCACAACAGGCUCUUUCACUUGUCUGCGAAGACUGUGGAAAGAAGAUGAGAAAUGAAAAUGAAGUUCAGUUCCAUGCAGCUAAGACAGGUCAUUCUAACUUUGCUGAGUCAACUGAAGAAAUUAAACCAUUGACAGAAGAAGAAAAGAAACUGAGAAUGGAAAAACUGCAGCAGAGACUUUCKGAAAGACGCCAAGAGAAGAAAGAACAAGAAAAACAGGAAGCUCUACAAAAAGAAAAACUAAGACGAAAGACAGGGAAAGAAAUAACAGAGAUGAAACAUAAAAUGGAACUAGAAGAAGCAAAGAAGUUAGCAGAGUUGAAAAGACGAGAAAGACAAGAAGAGAAACUAGCAAGGCAAAAGGUGAAAGAACAAAUUGCAAGAGACAAAGCAGAACGUGCAGCAAAAUUUGGCCAAACCAGUUCAAGCGYACAAUCRCCUCCWGCUGCCCCUGCACCUCAAGUUGUCCAAACAGAGAAGAAAGAUUACGAUACAUGCAAAUUACAGUUUCGYUUGACAAACGGAAGCACAAUGACUGGYUCGUUCAAGGCCACCGAUACUCUCUCCACUGUUUCCGAUUAUGUGUCCGCAAACAGGACGGACAGCAGUGUUCCUUUUGCUCUUAUGACGUCAUUUCCACGCAAAACCUUCRCUGCGGCAGACAUGGACAAAACUCUCAAAGACGCAGGUCUUGUUCCUUCGGCUGUUUUGAUACUUACAAAAUUAUGAUGUGAAUCYCAGUUUAGGAAAGCAUAUUCUCAUAUCUUCAAUUAUCAAUUUAAAAAUUGAGCCCGCGAUGAGGUUGGUAUGCGGAUUGUUCACAGACGUCACUUCCGGUAAUUGGGUUCUUUCAGUGAGUUGAAAUAAAUGUCAACUAGAAUAUUUUAAAUAUUUAAAAAAAUAAACCUAAAAAACAA